GCGCAGAGUAAGACUCCAAGGGCUCCAAUAAGGGCUACUUUUAGCUCAGCUAAUGUGUAAAACUCUAAAGGUCCAAAGCAGAUUUACCUGUUCUAAUUUAAUGUUCACUUCACCUUAUUAUUCAGAGAGAAAAGCAAAACAAUUGCAAUGAUGAUUACAGGUAUAAAAUGAUUAGCAAUCAAUUGACAAGUUCUAAGCACCAAGGAUCAUGGGAUCAAUGGAUGAAAUGUGAAGCUGUUCUAUAUUGUACUCUAAUCCCUGCUGCCAUAUACUCCUGUAGAAUUACCAGUUCACAUUCCCACUGCCAUAUUGAUUUGACAUGUUUAUUUCAACUCCACAACAAAUGCAAAUAAAACAGCAGGAGGAGCAAAGGGUCAGAGGCAAAGGGUGGAGGUUUUAAGGCUUGCAGAACAGGCAGAGCAGGGGACAAGGAGCAGGCAGAGCCUGCACAUCCAAACAUCUGCUGCUCCCGAUGAUUAAGACGCAGGCUCCAGACUCAGCUAUUAAACCGUCAGCUGUGAGCAUAAUGAGGCAGACAAGGCCGCUGAGGACAGUCAUCCUGCGCAGAGUCUAUUUUGCAUUUCCCGUGAUCUUCAGGCGGGCCGCAAUGUGAUCAGUCUCAGCCAGGUGGCCAGACAGAAUGUGAACAAAAUACCGGGAGGAACCACAGUAAUUACAGUACAGCACAAGACGGAUCUCUGAAGUAUUUACUAGAAAACAGGCUGACAACAGACAAGGUAUUGUCUAACCACUUUUUAAUAAAGCUCACUCGAAACUCGAAACAGCCGUGGGAUUUGGUAAAUAAUGUGGGGUGUGCAGGGGAAUCAGGCUUCCAGUAAGUCAAGGUAAUGGUUAAAGGGUUUGAACUGACACAGCACUUCGAAGUAUUUGAACUGGAUGGGUGUUUGCAUUGGGAAAUGCAUCAAAGUUCACUUUACGCUACUGGAUUUUGCCUUGGGGUGGAAAACAGAUACAGCACAACAGCUGCCAUCAGUGCAGAGGUAAGCCUUGAUGCAGCUUCGCACAUCUCCCACACUGGUUUCCAGAGGUACAAGCUAACAAACAGAGCUGACUUUUUCAGCUCCCAUGAUGUGGUUUCUCAAAGUUGUGGCAGCAUCAUGCCUCCUGCUGUCCCCAAGUUACGCGGGGAUCAAGGACAUCAAGCUGCACUUUGACUUCAUGGAGCAGAAUCAGUCGCAGCCCGUGGAUCCUCGGAGUCUCACUGAGGGCAAGGUGCUGGAUGCAGAAGCCAUCCCGCUGGACUAUCAUAAGGAGAACACCGUCACAAACGACCUAGCAUUUGAUGGGUUUGAGGAUGAGGACUACAUAGACUUUGACAAAAUCCUGUCAGAAGAUGACUACAGCGAGGGUGACGAAAUCGAUGACAUCACCAUCCCAGACACAGAGAUCUCCAAUGAGCCUUCUGACCCCAAGGUCCGUCGGGCCCGACUUUUGCAUCUCUUUAACGGGAGGUCUCGCAUUGAGCGGCUCAACAUCGUAAACGCCCGCUUUGGCUUUAGCCUCUACCGGAGCUUGCGUAACCACAUCAACCAGACAGACAACAUCCUGUUGGCCCCAGUGGGCAUUUCCAUAGCCAUGGGCAUGAUGGACCUUGGCACAGGGCCUAGCACCCAUGAGCAACUCUCCAAGACCCUCGGUUUUGCCGACUUUGUCAAUGCCAGCGUGCACUACGAGGACAUCACAGUCCACAAGCUCUUCCUUAAGCUCACCCAUCGUCUCUUCCGGCGGAAUUUCGGCUAUGUGCUACGCUCUGUCAACGAUCUCUAUGUCAAGAGGGAUAUAACCUUGGAAGAGCCGUUCAGGAAGGAUAUGAAGACAUAUUAUUUUGCUGAGCCACAAACGGUGGACUUCAAAGACCCAGCCUUCCUGGGAAUGGCUAACCGGCGUAUCCAGAAGCUGACCAAGGGCUUGAUCAACAUGCCUCUUAAGAGCGUGGAUCCCAACAUGGUGAUGAUGCUCCUGAACUACAUCUAUUUCAAAGGCAACUGGGAACAAAAAUUCUCAAAGGAUGCGACAUACUACCGGAACUUCCACAUCAGCGAGAGGAAGUAUGUGAGGGUCCCCAUGAUGCAGAACCGGGGCAACUACCAGGCAGCUGCUGAUCACGAGCUGCAGUGUGAUGUCCUGCAGAUGCCGUACAUUGGCAACAUCAGCAUGCUGGUAGCUCUACCACGCAAGAUCAGUGGCAUGCGCAAUUUGGAGAAGGAAAUCUCGCCAUCCGUGAUUAAAAGGUGGAUGAGCAACAUGACCAACCGAACACGGGAAGUUGUUUUUCCUAAAUUUACUCUGGAGCAAAAUUAUGAUCUGAUUGAAAAUCUCAAAGAGAUGGGAGUCAAGGACCUAUUUGGAGAGACAGGAGACUUUUCAAAGAUGACAUCUGAGAAAAUUAUGAUCAACUGGUUCAAACACCAGGGAACAAUCACCGUGAACGAAGAAGGCACACAGGCAGCAUCGGUGACACACGUUGGCUUCAUGCCGCUGUCCUCGCAAAUCCGCUUUGUGGUGGACCGCCCAUUCCUCUUCCUCAUCUAUGAGCAUCGCACCAACUGCCUGCUCUUCAUCGGUCGGGUGGUGGACCCCUCCAAGAACUAGCUGCAACCUUCCAACAUCACCCUCCAGCCCCUUUACGCUUAACUGGCAACCAUCACAGCCUGCUGGCAAUCUUGCCUGAGAGUAAGGUGACAAGUUUCUCAAUUCUCAAAGCACCUCAUGCUAGGAGCUAAUAAAAGAGCCACAGUGCAAAACACUCUGGGAGCAGGAGUUCAACAAUGACCUAGUCAAUGUCAUACAAUUUUUACCAAUGUAGUAAAAAGAAAGUAUCGUGCAGGACAAAUGUGUUGAUUCAGUUACUUUAUGUCUAGAAAUAACUGCAUUUGUUCUGUAUGUUGUAUAAGCAGAUUUAAGGAUUUUAAUAUAAACUGUGUAUAUAAAAUAAUAGAAUUACAAAUCUUUAAACUAAAUGUUUUGUGAAAUGCAUAUAUAUCCCAGCAAUAAACAAUAGCCAUUA
Molecule: messenger RNA, 3028 nt
Organism: Paramormyrops kingsleyae
Lineage: Eukaryota; Metazoa; Chordata; Actinopteri; Osteoglossiformes; Mormyridae
Source: RefSeq, a predicted model, not a curated record